GUCAUGGUUGGCUCUCUCUCCUUAUGUCACAGUUGUUUUGUAUAGUCAAGAUCCUUCUGUUGCCUCUUUUGCCAGUGCUUUUGAUUCCCGGGUUUUAGUUGAUACUGACAUUGAUUUCACGUUCCUUGGUACUCCUUUUUUCCAUUCCAUGAUUGAAAAAUCUCGCUCAUACACAACAGAGAUAUCUGUUAUAAUUGAUCCUCAAACUGUUAUCCUCUCUGGAUUCCUCUCCACCUUAAAUCAUGUGUAUGAACUUGACCAUGAUUGGCUUCUUGUUGCUUCGGCUCAAAAUGUAUCUUACUUUCCAUUCCAUUUGGAUGAAUCUGGGAAACAUUGGCAAACAGACACUGGGAAACAGGUGAAGAUCCAGGAGCUGCAGAAAAUACUUCAACAUAAUUCACAGUGGAAUCAUUGUUACACAAGAAUGCUCAUGGCAUGGAACAGCAAGGAUAUGCCUCUACAUAAUGGAGUUCUUCCACCUUUCUUGUUUGGUAAGGGUAUACACAACAGUUGGGUAAUUCAUGAGGCCAUGUCAUCUGAGUUCAGAUUUGUGUUUGACGCUAGUUGGACCAUCACAAGUUUCCAUCUGAAUGGGGAUUUUAAUCCUCCAUUUGGGAAUUCUAGUGCUAAGGAUUUUGAAAAUAGAAAUUGGGAGUAUAUUGGCAAUUCCCAUAUAGGGUCACACUAUGGAUCAUUCUUCUAUUGUGAAGCGAAUUACUCUAGCCUAGUCAAACUCUUGAAGUGUAAUAACCAAUACAUUAUGGUUGACACCAAGAAAAACAUGGUUUAUCCAAUUGGACAGCAAGGUGCAAUAAACCAAAUGAAGGAAAGGAUUUUUCCAUCUUGGUUAAAGGAGAAUACAAUGUAUUGCAUUGAUAAUCUGAAAUCAGAGACCAGAUCAUUAGAUUGCUCUCUGAAGAAUCACAUGAAAAUUCAAGCAACUUUGGAACUCCAAUUCUCCUUAGAAUCACUCCUUUCUUUCACUGCAGACAAAACUAAAACAAUUAUUCUUACCAUUGCUGGAUAUAGCUACAAGGAUAUGCUCAUGAGUUGGGUUUGCAGAUUACGAAAACUGUCCAUUGAAAAUUUUAUUGUGUGCGCCCUUGACCAGGAAACUUAUCAAUUUUCCAUCCUGCAGGGAAUUCCCGUUUUCAAUGACCCAAUAGCUCCAAGUAACAUCAGUUUUGAUGACUGCCACUUUGGAUCUAAGUGUUUCCAAAGGGUGACAAAAGUGAAGUCCAGGAUUGUUUUGAAGAUUCUCAAGCUAGGUUACAAUGUACUUCUUAGUGAUGUUGAUGUAUAUUGGUUCAGAAGCCCAGUUCACUUGCUGCAUUCUUUCGGCCCUGCAGUUCUUGCUGCACAGUCUGAUGAAUUCCAAAAUGAAGGACCAAUAAACCUACCAAGACGCUUGAACUCUGGUUUCUAUUAUGCUCAUUCAGAUAUUCAAACCAUUGCUGCUAUAGAGAAAGUGGUGAGGCAUGCAGAAACUUCAGGCUUAUCUGAGCAGCCAAGCUUCUAUGACACAUUGUGUGGUAAAGGAGGAUCCAACCGCGUCGGAGAUAACAAAUGUGUGGAGCCUGAAACAAACUUGACAGUACAUUUCUUAGACAGAGACCUUUUCCCAAAUGGUGCUUACCAAGACCUGUGGCAGGAAAAAAAUGUCAAAGAAGCAUGUUUGAAGAAGAGAUGUUACAUUAUCCACAACAAUUGGAUAAGUGGGAGACUGAAGAAACUGGAACGCCAAGUCUUGUCUGGUUUAUGGGAGUAUGAUCCAGGCACAAGAAUGUGUAUGCAAAGCUGGCACAGUAUCAAACCGUGAAGUUAAUUUUGAGGAAACAGUGGA
Abrus precatorius (Indian licorice) is the source of this 1843-nucleotide messenger RNA. Its product is annotated as beta-arabinofuranosyltransferase RAY1. NCBI's taxonomy places the organism in Eukaryota, Viridiplantae, Streptophyta, Magnoliopsida, Fabales, Fabaceae. The transcript has 5 exons. Gene Ontology annotation, molecular function: glycosyltransferase activity. The record is from RefSeq and is a predicted model, not a curated record. The coding region runs from base 149 to 1819 and encodes 556 amino acids.